This is a messenger RNA of Paramecium tetraurelia, 1044 nucleotides long. RefSeq lists its product as uncharacterized. The transcript has 3 exons. The record is from RefSeq and is a predicted model, not a curated record. Lineage: Eukaryota; Ciliophora; Oligohymenophorea; Peniculida; Parameciidae.
AUGAACAGAUAAAGUAAUAUUAAAUCAGAAUUAGAUCAACUGACAAAACAUCAUACAUCUCUUGAUAAAUCGAAAGAAAGGAAUCAUACUCCGAAAGUUAAAUGUUGUUCAAAUAAAUAUUUAUUGAAUUCUUCAACAAAACAAAACCUGAACAGAUCCUACAAUAGCAACUAAAAAGCCCACUCCAAAUUGUAGUCUAAAGCAACCUCUGACAUCAAAUAGAAAUUAUUAGAUGAAAUUCUUAGAGGAUCUCAUUCAUAAUUCUCGCAAAGCUAUCUAACAAGUAUCAUCCAAGAUAAAAUUGUUAACAAACCCUAAAAAUAUCAUACCUCUGAUGAUACAUCAAGUUUUACAUUACCGGACAAAGAAUUUAAUAUUAAAGCACCCUUUCUCUAAAUUGACAUCUUUACUGCCGAAGAAUGCAAGAAGCAAUAGGACUCGAUUACACUCACUAAAUUUUAAGAACUCUUGGAAUAACUUGAAUUAAAGGAAGCAGAAUUGAAAGUCAAUGUGUUUUCUAAUCUCAAAGCCUUGUUUUUAAUAUUGGCUAAAUAAAUUUAAUAGAAACUAACCUCUUAGAUGAAUGAAAUUGUCAAAUUGCAAAACUGUAACUCUGAAUUGCAACAAUAGCAAAAAAUCCUCUAGGAUCGAAUCUAAGAAUAGAAGCAAAUUACUAUCAAAACCGAAGAGACCCUAAACUCUCUUCUCUUUACACUUCGAUACACGAAUCUAAAUAAUCCCUAAAUAAUGGAACAACACGGUGAUUAAGCUGAAACCUAAAAACAUCAAUCAGAUAUCAAGAACUUUGAAGAAAAUAUAUCCAUUAUGUCAGAAGAAUCAGCCCCAUUCGGAAAAUUUUAUAAUUACUAUAUUAAAAAGUAAUAGGAUCCAUAAAAAAAGGGAGCAUUGGGUUUGACUCUAAAUUUGAACUCCUUAAAAAAUCCAUAAACAGCUCCAAUAGGAUAUCAAGAGGAAUUUAUGGCUAAUCUAAACGAAUUUAGUGAAAGCUGGAGACAAUAGGCAAUUAAAGAACAGAGAUUUUGA